AUGAUGGCGUAUAUGAACCCGGGGCCCCACUACUCCGUCAAUGCCUUGGCCCUAAGCGGCCCCAGUGUGGAUCUGAUGCAUCAAGCUGUGUCCUACCCAAGCGCCCCGAGAAAGCAGCGACGAGAACGGACCACCUUCACCCGAAGCCAGUUGGAGGAGCUGGAGUCCUUGUUUGCCAAGACCCAGUACCCGGAUGUAUAUGCCCGGGAGGAGGUGGCUCUGAAGAUCAACCUGCCCGAGUCCAGGGUUCAGGUCUGGUUCAAGAACCGUAGGGCUAAAUGCAGACAGCAGCGGCAGCAGCAGAAGCAGCAGCAGCAGCCCCCAGGGGCACAAGCCAAGGCUCGCCCUCCCAAGAGGAAGGCAGGCACUUCUCCAAGAUCCUCCACGGAUGUCUGUCCGGACCCCCUGGGCAUCUCGGAUUCCUAUAGCCCCCCUCUCCCUGGCCCGUCAGGCUCCCCCAGUGCAGCAGUGGCCACUGUGUCUAUUUGGAGUCCAGCCUCAGAGUCCCCUUUGCCUGAGGCGCAGCGGGCUGGGCUGGUGGCCUCAGGCCCUUCUCUGACCUCAGCACCCUAUGCCAUGACCUAUGCCCCUGCCUCUGCUUUCUGCUCUUCCCCCUCAGCCUAUGGGUCACCGAGCUCCUAUUUCAGUGGCCUGGAUCCCUACCUUUCUCCCAUGGUGCCCCAGUUGGGGGGUCCAGCUCUCAGCCCCCUUUCUGGCCCCUCUGUGGGGCCCUCCCUGACCCAGUCCCCCACCUCCCUCUCAGGCCAGAGCUAUGGCACCUACAGCCCUGUGGACAGCCUAGAAUUCAAGGACCACGGCACCUGGAAAUUCACCUACAACCCCAUGGAUCCCCUGGACUACAAGGAUCAGAGUGCCUGGAAGUUUCAGAUCUUGUAG
Sus scrofa (pig) is the source of this 897-nucleotide messenger RNA. RefSeq names its product cone-rod homeobox (gene CRX). The record is from RefSeq and is a predicted model, not a curated record. Gene Ontology annotation, biological process: multicellular organism development; regulation of transcription by RNA polymerase II. NCBI's taxonomy places the organism in Eukaryota, Metazoa, Chordata, Mammalia, Artiodactyla, Suidae. Gene Ontology annotation, cellular component: nucleus. Gene Ontology annotation, molecular function: DNA-binding transcription factor activity, RNA polymerase II-specific; RNA polymerase II cis-regulatory region sequence-specific DNA binding.